Aedes albopictus (Asian tiger mosquito) is the source of this 5379-nucleotide messenger RNA. RefSeq lists its product as uncharacterized. Gene Ontology annotation, molecular function: nucleic acid binding. Lineage: Eukaryota; Metazoa; Arthropoda; Insecta; Diptera; Culicidae. The coding region runs from base 1 to 5379 and encodes 1792 amino acids. The record is from RefSeq and is a predicted model, not a curated record. The transcript has a single exon. Gene Ontology annotation, biological process: DNA integration.
AUGUCCCCGAAAACAGAUCCCGAGUCUAACCCCGUGCUUCUGCGGGGAACCAAAAAACAUUUGCUUGACGCUUUCGAGCAACUGAAGACCAUAUUCGCUGAUGGAGGAGAUGUGUUAAGUGAUUCGGUUGAUGCGUGGUCUGAAAGGUUAGAGCAAAUUGCACAGGAAUACCGUCGUGUGGUUUGCGAGUUAGAGACUGUUCACGGUGAUGAUUCGUAUAAGACUGAACGACUUAAUUUCGACAAAUCGUACUGCGUAAUGCGCGCCAUUGCAUUGAAGCUACAAAAGGGAAACCUUACUCCGCCAUCCCAUCAAGCCCCACGAACAGUGACUAACAUUCGGUACCCUGAGUUGAGUCUACCGCGCUUCAGCGGGCGGCUAGAAGACUGGUGCGUUUUUCGCGAUGCUUUCGAUUCCGCUAUCGGUUGCCGUACAGAGAUCAAUGACUACGAAAAGUUCCAAUACCUAAAGGGUCUUGUUCAGGGUGACGCGUCGCGGAUUGUGAAUUCCGUUCCGGUCAGUCAGGACGGAUAUCGCGAUGCAUGGAGAGCACUAAAAUUACGGUACGAGAAUAAGCGUCAGCUGGUUCGUUGCCACAUUCAAGCUUUGUUUGAUACCCCAGCGAUGAGAAGGGAGUCGGCAGAGGAAUUGCUCAAUCUUGUCGAUCGUUUCGAGCAGCAUUUGGCAGUGUUGAAGCGGUUGGGGGAGGAUACGCUUGCCUGGAGCUCCCUGUUAGUUUUCCAGCUUUCCACUCGCUUACAUCCAAACACCUUGAGGGAAUGGGAAAACCAUUGCGUCCGUCUCGAUUCCGACAACGUGGCAGCCGUUCUAGGAGGCACGGCUGAAGGCGAUGAAGGCGAUGAUGAGGAGGACUUGCCGUCGUACGUGAGGAUGGUUAACUAUUUGCAGAAUUAUGCGAGGGUGCUGCAGUCAGUAGGUCCAUUCAGAGAUCGGGAUGCGAAGUCCAAACCGGUAAGGUCCGCCGUUCAUGUUAGUUCGCCACCUGUCUCGUCCAUUCCUAAAUCUCCUGGAAAAUGUGCGAAAUGUCACCAGGACCAUUUCCUGUAUCAAUGUCCGGAUUUCAACAAGCUCUCCGAGAACCAAAGGCUGGAGUUUGCAAAAAACCUCAAGCUCUGCUUGAACUGCCUCGGGAAGGUUGACCACUUCGCUAAAGCUUGUCCGUGGAAAACCUGUAACCGAUGUUCCAAGAAGCACCAUACCUUGCUUCAUGGGGCAAACUUCGCACUUCCAACUUCGUCUGGCAGUCAACCCUCUCGACCAGUUGCCAUGGUGGCGCAGCCGUCUAGUCCGCCACAAACACCGAGGUCACCGAGCCUACAAGAUUCCCGCUCUUCCUCGUCGACAACCCUGUCUGCUCAGUCGCAACCCCCGUUUGCGUACACGGACCUGAAUGUAGCCAUGAUGACUUGCGAUACGGUGAAGGUCCCAAACACCGUGAUCCUACCAACUGCCUUAGUCGAGAUCGAGGGAAACCAUGGACGCAAGGUGCUAGCCAGGUGUCUACUAGAUUCUGGUUCGCAAAGCAAUUUCAUGACGAGUGCACUAUGCCAGGAGUUGCAUCUUUCUCGAACCAAUGCUCCAAGUCCCGUGGUACUUUCCGGUAUCGGUCAAGCAACUAUCAAGUCGAAUCAGAUGGUCUCCGCGAAGUUAUCGUCUCUCACAUCCGCCUUUUCCGUCGAACCGCAGUUCCUGGUGUUGCCGUCGCUCGCUGUCAAGUUGCCUGUUUCAACCAUUAGCAUCCAGGAAUGGCCGAUUCCCCCGCGUGUAACCUUGGCGGAUCCUGCUUUCUUCGUUUCGCAAAAGGUUGACAUCAUUCUUGGAGCCGAAUACUUCUUCGACAUACUACGGUAUGGUCGGAUUCAACUAGGUGAGAAGCUGCCAUCUCUACAAAACACAGUCCUCGGGUGGAUUGUAUCCGGAGCGUGUCCAGUUGCUGAUCAUGACCAUGCUGAUCCUCGUGCUUGUUUUACCACCAACACCGCCCGGAUCGAGGAAAUUCUCCAGAAGUUUUGGGAGCUGGAAACCGUCCGUGAGACCAAACCUUGGUCCCCUGAAGAAAAGUACUGCGAACAGCAUUUCGUCGAUAAUACAGCACGCAACGAGGACGGAAGGUAUGUUGUGAAACUCCCGAAACGUGAAGAGCUAUUGCUUCAGUUAAGGGAUAACCAAGGCCAAGCAGCGAAGCGCUUCUAUUCGUUAGAGAGGUCAUUGCAAGCGAAUCCUGAAAAGAAGGUACUCUACCACAACUUCAUCCAGCAGUACCUGGGCAUGGGACACAUGCGAGAGGUUUCUUCCCAAGAGCUGUGCCAACGUCCGCAGUUUUUUCUCCCCCACCACGGAGUGUUGAAGAUGGACAGUGCCACCACCAAACUGCGCACGGUCUUCGACGGUUCUUGUAAAUCAAGUUCCGGCAUUUCCCUAAACGACGUCCUGCUUGCCGGUCCAACGAUUCAAGAUGCCUUGGUGGAGAUAGUUGUUCGCUUCCGUAUGCACCGUUUCGUAAUCGCUGCCGACAUUGAAAAGAUGUUCAGGCAGAUCCUAGUCCACCCCGAUGAUCAACCGCUUUCGAGAAUCUGGUUUCGCUUUGACUCGGAACAUCCUCUGAAGGCCUAUCAACUAGUGACAGUAACAUACGGACUGAAUAAUUCUCCCUUUCUGGCGACACGGGUGCUGAAGCAGCUGUCUGAAGACGAGCAGGAGAAUUUCCCGCUUGCGGCACCAAUUGCAAGGAAGGAUUUCUACAUGGACAACCUUCUAAGUGGCUGCAGCGAUGAAACGGAGCUGAUGACAAUUGUCAGUCAAAUGAUCGAGUUGCUUCGCGCAGGAGGAUUUCCGCUUCGGCAGUGGCCAUCGAAUUGUCAGGCGGUCCUUGACGUCAUUCCGGAAGAGUUGAGGGAAACGCGUACAUUGUUGGAGCUCGAUGAAAACAACCCAAUAUCUGCUCUUGGGCUGCUUUGGGAACCGGCAAGCGAUAAACUCGCGUACAAGUUACCCAACCUGAAGGAAAAUGCACCGCUGACAAAACGAACCGUUCUAUCCCAAAUGAGCAGUUUGUUCGACCCCCUUGGGUUACUAGGGCCUGCGAUUGUUCGAGCGAAGAUAUUGAUGCAGUCGCUGUGGAAGCAACACCUCGACUGGGACGCGCCGUUGCCAGAAGGUUUCCGAAAGGAUUGGCAGGAAUUCCAGGACAGCAUACCCUUCAUCCGGGACUUCAAGGUUUCCCGCGCAGUAGUGAAGUACCCCUACCAUCGGCUUGAGUUACACGGGUUCAGCGACGCGUCGGAGCUAGCCUACGGUGCGUGCAUCUACCUCCGGUCAGUGGACGAGAACAACAAGUGCACCGUUGAACUCUUGAUAGCCAAAUCUCGUGUUGCGCCCAUCAACAGCAAAUCGGUUCCGCGGUUGGAGCUUUCCGCUGCGCUCUUGCUAGCACACUUGCUCGAGUUGGUGAGUAAAAGCACAUCUCUUUUCGUACCCGUCUACCUGUGGACGGACUCCACCGUGGUGUUGAGCUGGCUAGCGGCACCACCGUCAAGAUGGAAAACCUUUGUGGCGAACAGAGUGGCGGAGAUACAGGAGAUCACAUCGUCAGCCGUAUGGAAUCACGUGUCAUCGGAAGAUAACCCAGCGGAUAUGAUAUCACGAGGCGUCAAUCUUCGGGAUUUGACUGAGUGCACUUUCUGGUGGCAUGGGCCAAGAUGGCUCAGACUGUCUACGUUACCGUGGUCGGACAAAUACGUUGUGAAUAUCGAUCAAAGUGAAGAACUAGAACCUCGUAAAACCGUCGCGUUACCGAUAAUAGCAGAGAGUGAAGACAUUAUCGACCGAUAUUCGCAGCUCGGUCGCUUGCUAAGAGUUUGUGCGUGGGGGCAUCGGUUCCGUGAAAAUACUCGUCGCGAAGUGACUGAUCGCGUUACCGGUCCGUUGUCGUCCGCGGAAAUCGAUCGCGCGCUCGUCGGUCUCGUUCGUCGUGUGCAAGAGGAACAUUUUGGUCCGGAGAUCGCUCAGCUCGAGCAGGGGCUUCCCGUUGGCAAGAAGUCAAAGCUGCGGUUCUUGAAGCCGUCGCUUGUCCAGGGCGUAAUUAGAGUCAGCGGCCGGCUCCAUCAUUCGGCGCUCUCCGUUGACGAAAAACAUCCUAUCGUGCUCCCUGCUAAACAUCACCUGACGUGGCUGAUCGCCACUUCGGAACAUGCCAGGACUCUCCAUGGUGGUCCAAAUCUUCUACUUUCGUCGCUUCGUCAACGGUUUUGGCCACUCAAUGGGCGGAAUCUAGCUCGAUCCGUUGUUCAUCAGUGCGUCACCUGUGCUAGAGCUCGUCCUCGGUUGCUCGAGCAAAUGAUGGGAGAUCUGCCACCAGUGAGGGUCAACCGAUACUUCCCAUUUGACAACGUUGGCGUUGAUUUUGCUGGACCUCUCUACGUGCGCCACUCGAGUGGCAAGGCGGCUUCGAUCAAGGUGUAUGUCGCAGUCUACGUGUGUCUAGGGAUCAAGGCGGUACAUCUCGAUUUAGUACCUGAUCUUACUACCGAGGGGUUCGUCGCCAGUCUUCGUCGCUUUGUCGGCAGGCGAGGAAAACCACAUCACAUCUACUGCGACAACGGUCGUAACUUCGUUGGUGCGCAGCGAGAGUUGGGAGAACUACGUCGACUGUUUCUGUCCCAAGCGCACAAGGACGCCGUGACAAAGGAGUGCACCGACGGAGGAAUAGAAUUCCACUUCAUACCGCCCAGAUCGCCGUCAAUGGGUGGCAUUUGGGAAGCUGCGGUGAAGUCAAUGAAGUUUCAUCUUCGACGUGUUGUGGGGAACGCGUUGCUCACUGAAACAGAACUUCGUACUGUGCUGAUUCAGAUAGAAGCAACGUUGAAUUCCCGCCCCAUAUCACCGAUGUCAGAGGAUCCACAAGACCUGGAACCACUGACUCCAGGACACUUUCUGGUUGGCAGACCACUCAAUGUCAUACCGGAGCCAGACCUUGGAACCGUAUCGGAGAAACAGCUGUCGCGCUGGCAGCGAGUUCAGAACCUGUCGCAGCACUUCUGGAGACGAUGGAGCAAAGACUACCUCAGCAACCUACAAAAUCGCUACCGCUGGACGGAGGUUUCAGCGAACUUGGUCAAGAACACUAUCGUCUUGCUUCAGGACAAAAACUUGCCUCCGCAGAAGUGGGCCAUCGGGAGGAUCGUCGAAGUUCAUCCGGGCAAGGAUGGACUCGUAAGAGUUGUCUCAGUAAGGACAGCCGCUGGAGUGACACAGAGGGCAGUUAGUAAGCUGUGUCUGCUACCUGUGGAAAUAGACGCAGAGCUUGCAACCGCUCCGUUGAGCGUAGUGAGCCGUCCGGCGCCAGACGAGGAGGAAUGA